This is a messenger RNA of Eufriesea mexicana, 617 nucleotides long. Its product is annotated as transducin-like enhancer protein 4. The transcript has a single exon. Gene Ontology annotation, molecular function: transcription corepressor activity. The annotation marks the transcript as partial. Gene Ontology annotation, cellular component: transcription regulator complex; nucleus. NCBI's taxonomy places the organism in Eukaryota, Metazoa, Arthropoda, Insecta, Hymenoptera, Apidae. Gene Ontology annotation, biological process: regulation of DNA-templated transcription; negative regulation of canonical Wnt signaling pathway. The record is from RefSeq and is a predicted model, not a curated record.
GCACCGAAUCCCGACCCAUCUCCGGAUCGUGACAAAUUCGAAACUAACCUAUCUCGUACCCCGUCUGUCCAGAGUGACGGCGAGAAGAGCGACCAGGACCUGGUGGUGGACGAUGCCAGCGAGGGACCAACGAGCCCGGUAGUAAACGGCACGACGUCGCCGCGGGAGAACGGGCUGGACAAGGUGGCGCCGAUCGGCGCCGGCGUGCAGACGAAGAAAGACGUACCGCCGCAUUCGCCGCGAAGCGGGACCAGCAGCAACGCCAGCACGCCGUCCGCGAAAAAGAUGGAGGAGCGGGAGAAGCCCACGACCCCGAUCUCAAAGCCGCUCACGCCGACCUCGGGGUCCGCGAUCGGCGGCGGCCUCAAGCCCUCGGGAUCGGCCAAGCUGCUCCAGGGACCGCCGCCUCCCGGUGUGCCCAGCGCUUAUCCGCCCCACUACGCGCCCGGCCCACCGCCGCACCAUCUGGCACCAGCUGGCCAGCAUCCUCACGUAGACAUGAUGGGUUAUAACGGCUACGUGGCGCCCAGAGCACCACCUUCGCUGCAGCAGCUAUACGAUCCCCACGUGGCCAUGAGGGCCCCCAUGGGAUCCGUUGGAGUUCCCGGAGGCAAACC